AUGGAUUACCAGAACCGAGCAGGCUCCAAAUUCGGCGGCGGCGGUGUCGCCUCCAAAUCCGCCACCAAUGCCGACCGUCGCGAGCGGCUGCGCAAGCUCGCCAUGGAAACAAUCGACAUUGAAAAAGACCCCUACAUCUUCAAGAACCACCUGGGCACAUUCGAGUGCCGACUCUGUCUGACAGUACACCAGAACGACGGCUCAUACCUCGCCCACACGCAGGGACGCAAGCACCAAACGAACCUCGCCCGACGAGCGGCGCGCGAGGCGCGCGAAGGCAAGACCCAGGAUGGAACUAUGCCCGGCGUUGCAGGCGUUCAGGUCAAGAAGCAGCUGAUCAAGAUCGGCCGGCCCGGAUACAAAAUCACCAAGAUUUUGGACCCUCUGACUCGCCAGCAGGGCUUGCUGUUCCAGCUGCAGUUCCAGGAGAUCACGCCCGGUGUUACGCCCCGUGUGCGCUUCAUGUCAGCUUUCGAGCAGCAGGUUGAGACGCCCGAUAAUAAGUACCAGUACUUGGUUGUUGCUGCGGAGCCUUACCAGACUUGUGCGUUUAAGCUGCAGGCUAGGGAAAUUGAUCGCCGGGAUGAACGCUACUGGACUUGGUUUGAUGAGGAUAGCAAGGAGUUCUGGAUUCAGGUUAUGUUUAAGACUGAGCGGGAGGAAAUCUUCAGUGGUGUGCCUGGUCUAGCGCCCAUGCAGGCCUAA
This is a messenger RNA of Penicillium mononematosum, 705 nucleotides long. Its product is annotated as spliceosome assembly protein PRP11. Gene Ontology annotation, cellular component: nucleus; catalytic step 2 spliceosome; U2-type prespliceosome. Gene Ontology annotation, molecular function: zinc ion binding; nucleic acid binding. Bases 1 to 705 code for a protein of 234 amino acids. The record is from RefSeq and is a predicted model, not a curated record. Gene Ontology annotation, biological process: spliceosomal complex assembly. Lineage: Eukaryota; Fungi; Ascomycota; Eurotiomycetes; Eurotiales; Aspergillaceae. The transcript has 2 exons.